GCGCGCGGUCGCUUCUCCAAAGAGCGCAGAGACCAACGGGCGCUGAGAGCAACACCCCUGCCUCACUGACCGUAGCUUCGCCUUUUCUGCACCAACCUGUCGUUUCUCAGCCCCCGUAGAAGCCGUCUCCUCGCUCCACCGGCCUAGCUCUCUAGCUGCUGGGCGGACCCGCGCUUUUCUGUCGCCGAAAUCAACGGUGCGAUCGUUGGAGCAAGAAUACGCGAGAGAUAACGGAUAGAAAUGGCCACGACAACCUGUACGCGAUUCACGGACGAGUACCAACUGUACGAAGAGCUGGGGAAGGGAGCUUUUUCAGUAGUUCGCCGGUGUGUCAAGCUGUGUACAGGACAAGAGUAUGCUGCCAAAAUAAUCAACACUAAAAAGCUGUCGGCGAGAGAUCACCAGAAGCUGGAACGAGAAGCUCGAAUCUGUCGCCUCUUAAAACACCCAAACAUCGUGCGUCUCCACGACAGCAUAUCAGAGGAGGGCUUCCACUACCUGCUGUUUGACCUGGUGACUGGAGGGGAGCUCUUUGAGGACAUUGUAGCCAGAGAAUACUACAGUGAGGCAGAUGCGAGUCAUUGCAUCCAGCAGAUUUUGGAGGCGGUGCUUCACUGCCAUCAAAUGGGCGUGGUGCACCGGGACUUAAAGCCUGAGAACCUGCUCCUGGCGAGUAAAUGCAAGAACGCAGCGGUGAAACUGGCUGACUUUGGCCUGGCCAUCGAGGUCCAGGGAGACCAGCAGGCUUGGUUUGGGUUUGCUGGCACACCGGGGUACCUCUCCCCUGAAGUGUUGAGAAAGGAGGCAUAUGGUAAACCUGUGGACAUCUGGGCCUGUGGGGUGAUCCUCUACAUCCUGCUGGUGGGGUACCCUCCUUUCUGGGACGAGGACCAGCACAAACUGUACCAACAGAUCAAGGCUGGGGCCUACGAUUUUCCUUCCCCAGAGUGGGACACAGUGACUCCUGAGGCGAAAAACCUGAUCAACCAGAUGCUGACCAUUAACCCAGCCAAAAGGAUCACUGCUCAGGAGGCCCUCAAGCACCCAUGGGUCUGCCAACGAUCCACAGUGGCCUCUAUGAUGCACAGACAGGAGACUGUGGAAUGCCUGAAGAAAUUCAAUGCCAGGAGGAAACUCAAGGGAGCCAUUCUCACAACUAUGCUGGUAUCUAGAAACUUCUCUGUGGGCAGCAGGCAGACCACAGCUCCAUCCUCAGUGACCGCAGCGGCUGCAGCAGUGGCAGCCGCGGCCGGCACCACCGCUGGCCUGGUGGAACAAGCCAAGACUUUGCUGAACAAAAAGGCAGAUGUGAAGAAACGGAAGUCCAGCUCCACUGUCCAGUACAUGCCCCAGACAAACAGCACCAAAAACAGCAUUGUCACCAGCCCCAAAGGAACCGUCCCGUCUCCUGCUCUGGAGCCUCAGACAACUGUCAUCCAUAACCCAGUGGACGGGACUAAGGAGUCAUCGGACAGCAGCAACACCACUGUGGAGGAUGAAGAUGUGAAAGGAAACUGCUCAGUUAAGGCUCCGUCCAGCCCCUGCUCCCACUCUGUGAGUCAGGGUGCUUCCACUGCUGUGCACUCGGCCGCUAAGUUUGCUGACCUGCUGGGCUCAGUCCGUAGAGGUUCAGGGCCCAUCCCGGACGGAGAGGUCAGACCCUGUACCACCCCUCCCCCCUCUGCCUUCUCUGCUCCCUCACCCCCGCACACCCCUGCUGUCCCAAUGCAGAUGUCCAGGCUCACAGACUUGGUUAGCAGUGUCCGUAAGGUGCCUGCUACCCCUCCUGCCCACGUGGUCACCCCAGCCCCCGCAGCCCCUCACACCGACAGCGAACCACCUCCUGUGCCCACUCCCAGGUCUCACCAAGCCCACGCCACCCCCCCACCUCCACCCCAGCCCCCUUCCAGCCCCUCCCCGACCUCCGCCCAGACACGCAAACAAGAAAUAAUCAAGAUCACAGAACAGCUCAUAGAAGCCAUUAACAACGGAGACUUUGAAGCUUAUGCUAAGAUUUGUGAUCCGGGUCUGACGUCAUUUGAACCUGAGGCUUUGGGCAACUUGGUCGAAGGAAUGGAUUUCCACAGAUUUUACUUUGAAAACCUUUUGGCUAAAAACAGCAAACCCAUCCACACCACCAUCUUGAACCCCCAUGUGCACCUGAUCGGGGAGGACGCCGCCUGCAUCGCUUACAUCCGCCUGACGCAGUUUGUGGACGGCCAAGGACGACCGCGCUCCAGCCAAUCAGAGGAGACUCGAGUGUGGCACCGUAGAGACAGCAAGUGGCAGAACAUCCACUUCCACUGCUCCGGGGCACCCGCGGCGCCGCUACAGUGAGGAUGAAUGCCAUGUUGUGUCUGGAUGGAGUGCUCUACAAAGGAAAAAGUGAAAGAAGAGGAAGGAGGGGUGCCGUGUCGCUUUAGGGACAGACGCAUUUUCAACACGGGUCAAAACUCCCAGCAUGCAUCUCUCCUGCCCCUGUACCUGACCAUCACCUGCCUCCCUGAUGAUUAUUGGAGCGACCGGCUCAGCCUUCCUCCUCUUCCUCAGACUGAGGAGUGCAGCACUCACCAUGAUUCCUUCUUCCUCUGGUCUCCCCUCUGCCCUGUGUCUGUAUGAAUCAUCCACACUCUGUGUGACAUAAACACUGCACUGGAAAUACAGUUUGUAAAGUUUUAAGAUAAUUCUAUUACUAUCAUAAUUAUGAGAAUUACUAUAAUUUCACAUUUGCAAUUGUAAUUUGUAUAAUUCAAAAUUCUUAAUGCCAGUGGUUUCUAGAGUCAAGGGUUCUUUGUUCUUUUUAAGAAGCAUGUUUCCCCAUAAUAACAGUGGCUGUUUUCUAUUGUGGCUUAAGUGGAAAAUGAUAUUGGCAGUUUUUGUAAUUUGCUUAUUGUUUGAUACAUGCUCCAGCGCCCACACCAUGUUUGUUUGCAUAUUCUACACACUUCUUACUAUUGUCUGAUGCCGUUUGAAUGAGGUGCACUACAUGAUGAGAUGUGUUUGUGAGAGCAACAUUUCGUGUGCCAGUCAAGUACAAGUACAAGGAAAAGUGCACUGAAAAAAGCCUAGAUGAACUUUUGCAUUUAUGGUCAAUAUCUUCUAGUGCUGCAACAUGUUACAUGUAAAAACAUGCAAUAGCGAUCACAUUUAUUUAGAUUUGUAAUGGAUAAUACUAAUAGACAAGUCUGCAUAGCCACACAAAAAGAUUAGUUCUUAUUAUAUAUAUUAACUUCUUAAUUCAAAGUCGAACAGCGUGAGUUGAAAUAUAUUCAGACUGUAGCCUUUCCAGACUCAGAUUUCUGUCUAGUUAUUACUGAGAGGAGUGUGAAGGGGUGGAGUUGAACUGCACUGCUGGUGGUACUAGUUGAAACUUUUCAUUUUGUAGAAGUAACAGGUGCUGUUUGAAAAAAAAAAAAAACAUUUGUCAGACAGAGGAACAAGUGGCAAAGAUUCUACAAAAAUGGUGCUAAUGUUUUAUUACAUGAAGCACUUGUAUGUGUCCAAAAACAGUGGGCUCCGAGAUGAAGAAACAAAGCUGUGUGUAUCUGGCUUUUGCAUGUCUGCGUGUGUGUCUGUAUCUGGCUUUUGCGUCUCUGUGUGUGUGUGUGUGUCUGUGUGUCUGCGUGUGUGCCUGUAUCUGGCUUUUGUGUGUGUGUGCGCGCGCGCGCUCUCCACGGGCCCAGGACGAAUGUGUGAGGAUGUUAAUGGUAAAGAAACGUAAAUGCUUUAUUUCAAGGACAUAUCAGUUUCCCGCCUUCAGCCCUGGAUUUUUUCAUGUUUUAUCAUGUUUUUGUUCAUAUUUUUAUUUUAUCUGUGAUACUAAAGUGCUUGUGCCAGAGGGCCUCACUGUAAACCUGUGGAGGUGUAACGUUAAUGUGUGAAGCUCUCGUUUUGUUCAUUCACCAUUGACAGACUUGGAGUGUUUGUCCCAAAUGCAAGAUGAAGAUUGAAACGAGCAAGCAGCCGGUUUGGUGUCCUCAGGUUUAUAUUUAUUUAGAAUAUUUAUUUAUUUAUUUUAGCGUUAAUUUGAAUGUGUGCUUCUUCUUAUUGUACAGCCCAUGCACUUGUACAAGUAUUGUCUGUAACUGUUUAAAGGGACACUGCUUUGUGUGGCUGUUUUAAAGGGGGACUACACCCAGUUUGGACACUGCAUGUGUUGUUUUUGUUACGACCAACUUGGUGUGAAUUACUCUCUUUGUGCUUUUUCCGCUUUGCAAUGUUAUGGCAUUAUUUUAGGUGUAAUUCAUUUUAGAAUCUUUGAUAAUUAUCUUUUUCGCUUCGAUCACUUAUUCUUUAGAAGAAAAAACACGUGUCUCUCACGGUAGCAUUGUUACAUAGACGUGGUCUGUUAUUGAAAGGUCAAGGUUGUGUUCGCUCUUAACACGACCCUGAUCCAAAAUGGCGGAUAAUACGCAGCAUGUACAGUUCAAACGUGUUGUCAUUCAAUUCUUCACGUGCUUACUUCUUUCUGUGCUUAAAUCAAAAUUGGUAUAAGAUUCACAGUACAACAGGGGAGUAGUACACAGUAUUACACAAAUACAUAUGGCGUAGCUAGCUGUGUAGCUGGCGUUUUCUUUGCAUGGCAGUCAACAGGGCACUUGUUACUUUAUUGUUUUUAAUUUUGUUCAUUUUCUACUGAAUGCUGGUAUACUCAACCUUUCUCUAUGUAUUUUCGGAGCUUUUUAAGUGCAUAUAACUAUUUUUGUCUCGAGAUGAUAUAACGAAGAUUUAGAAGGUUUAUAUAUUGACCGUGGCCCUAAAGAUGACUAUGGGGGCUGUGUUGGUGAUAAAGAUGUGAUGAGUGUUCUGCAUGCUUGUAUGGUGGCUCUAUGUUGUCAGUGCAGUCGGCUUAUUUCUGUAUUCAGAGCAGAAAGAAAAGCUGUUCAUUUGUCCAGGAAAGUAAAACAAGUUAAAAAAAACUAUUACAGCAAGAGCUCCAGCAGGGGGCACUGCCAUUCAUUACAAAGCACAGGUAUAAAUAGCACAAUGUUUCCUUAGGUAACACAGGACAGCAGCUCAGUACUGUUAACAUGAGACAAUCGAAUGCAAUUUCUACUUCCAGCAAUUGUUUUUAUUUUUUUUUAUAAAUGAAACUUGGUCAAAACAAAUAAAAUAUGGGUAUUUUGGUAUUUCUUACGACUCUAGCUACACUUUCUGUAGUAGCUCUGCUGUCGAAUACAACUGAAGAAGCUUUUGAACUGCCUUUGACUAAAAUGCACUGACAACAUUGAGUUGGGUGGUUUUUGUACACUCUUUCCUGACCUUACCUUAUGUUUCAAAGGUUUUUUUUUCAACCACUUUUGCCUUUUUCUAGUUUUUAUUUUUGUCUGUCAUUUAAUUUUUCUGUCAGUUUGGUCGUAUCUUGUAAAAUAAUCCUCUAGUUCUCUCUUCUGCAGGUUAUGGCUCUGUUCUCUUUAUGUGCAACAUGUGUUUCUCUAACUUCAAGAAAAUGUGUUAAGGUAUUAUCAAUAAAAAGAGAAAGAAGA
This is a messenger RNA of Periophthalmus magnuspinnatus, 5486 nucleotides long. It is a transcript of the gene camk2b1, whose product is annotated as calcium/calmodulin-dependent protein kinase (CaM kinase) II beta 1. The record is from RefSeq and is a predicted model, not a curated record. Gene Ontology annotation, cellular component: cytoplasm; neuron projection. Gene Ontology annotation, molecular function: calcium/calmodulin-dependent protein kinase activity; ATP binding; calmodulin binding. The coding region runs from base 241 to 2337 and encodes 698 amino acids. The transcript is spliced from 25 exons. Lineage: Eukaryota; Metazoa; Chordata; Actinopteri; Gobiiformes; Gobiidae. Gene Ontology annotation, biological process: protein phosphorylation.